This is a messenger RNA of Uloborus diversus, 1871 nucleotides long. Its product is annotated as runt-related transcription factor 3-like. Gene Ontology annotation, cellular component: nucleus. Lineage: Eukaryota; Metazoa; Arthropoda; Arachnida; Araneae; Uloboridae. The transcript is spliced from 5 exons. The record is from RefSeq and is a predicted model, not a curated record. The coding region runs from base 1 to 1611 and encodes 536 amino acids. Gene Ontology annotation, biological process: regulation of DNA-templated transcription. Gene Ontology annotation, molecular function: DNA-binding transcription factor activity, RNA polymerase II-specific; ATP binding; RNA polymerase II cis-regulatory region sequence-specific DNA binding.
AUGCACUUGUCGGCGGAGAGCGGCUCCCGCGAUGCGAUGGCUGAGUUCUUCGUGCCCGUGGAACGGACACUGACGGAAGUUCUGAGCGAGCACCCGGGCGAGUUGGUGAAGACGGGCAGCCCGAAUGUCGUCUGCUCGGCCCUCCCGACGCACUGGCGGUCGAACAAGACGCUCCCGGUCGCCUUCCGGGUGGUCAGUCUCGGGGAAGUCGUGGACGGGACGGUGGUGACGGUCCGGGCGGGCAACGACGACAAUUUUUGCGGAGAACUCAGAAACGCGACGGCUGUCAUGAAGAACCAAGUGGCCAAGUUCAACGAUCUCAGGUUUGUCGGCCGCAGCGGAAGAGGAAAGAGCUUCACUUUAACGAUAACACUCAGCACUAGUCCUCCUCAAGUGGCAACUUAUGUUAAAGCCAUCAAAGUCACUGUCGAUGGUCCACGAGAGCCCAGAAGACAGCAGUACCACCUCAGAGCUUUUGCAUCCGCAUUUGGUCAGCGGUCACCUUUCCUCGACCCCCGGUUAGUGGACCCCCUUAGAGAAUGGGAACACAUGCGAAGGAAGACAGCCGAGCAGUGGGCUCUUGACUUGCCAAUGAGGAUACCUGGCCCUCACGCUGAUCCGUCCCAUGUUGCUUUUCCGUUCAACAGCGAAGCGCAAUGGAAUCCUCACGCGGGCCAUUACCAGAACUACUUAAGCCAUGGCUUACCAAAUGCUGGAUUUCCUGGUUGUCCUCAGAUGGAUGUCACAUCAGCUCAUGAUUCGGGUCACGCCACUCCUCAAGCCACGCCCACAGGUCUAGUUCCCGAUCGCCAUUCUUCAAACCCACCCGCACAUUUUCCAGCCAUAAAUGAGCAGCAAGCAUCUCCAGGAGCAGUCCUCAAGGACCCUCUUUUCGUAUCCAGGUACAACAAUGCAGUCGCAGCAGCCUCAGAACUUUGCCUCACUGAUCGUCUGACCGAAUUACGCCACGGACUGUCAGGAAACAAUCCUGCCGCGUGCAACUCCUACCCCCCACACGCGUUGAACAACACCUCGUUGGCAUUCUUAGCAGCCGGCACAGCCACCCACAACAGCAACCUCCCGUAUUUUUCAAUGACUCAUGGCAGUUACAGCAUGCUGUCCCAUGGUUUCUAUGGCAACGGCAAUCAAGUAAGGGGUUCCAAUCCUUCCUUGGUGGCCGCAGCAACUGCAGCUGGUAUGUACCUCACCCCUCCCAUGAUGCCGUCAUCCUUGUUGUACUCUCAGCUUUACUCGUCCCAGAACCAGAUUCAAUCAUCCAUGCAUCUUCUCAACAACAACAAUGAACCUGGUAGCUCAUCAGCUGAGGAAGACACCACCAUGAUUCAGAGGAACCUGGACAGUGGUGGACCGUCCGUGUCCAGAGACUCUAGUACUGGUGAUUCGGUGUUGCAAUCGGAAUGUAGUAGUGAUCACAGCACUCUUGACGUGCGGAGGAACGUGACGUCAGAUGUUCAACAAGAGGAAGGACUCAAAGAACAAAGGCAUAGUCUAUCUUCUAUUAACAAUAGUUCCGAGAACAAACCGGAAAUUUUCACAUCUGAAUCAAACGGUCAUGUACAAAGUGACUCGAAUUUGUGGCGUCCAUACUGACGAAUACUUGUUCUGUGUAUAAAUAUUUUGAGUUUCCGUCCUUUACUCCUUGUGAUUUCAAAGACUAAAAUUUUGUACGUUGUAAAAAGAGAGCGUCUAUAUGUACAAUUCUAAAUGAAAAUUGAGGUUUAAAAUUAUGUCCCCUUACAAAAUACCUUUUUCGUUGUGUAAUUAUGAAUCACUUGAAAAACAGUUUCAUUUAUUACACCUCUUAAAAAUACAGUGCAGUCUGAUACAGUGUUUAAUGUUUCGUGAUAUUG